CCUUGCUGAGGGCACCCCCUCCUUCUGACUCCUCCACGUUUUGGUCGGAACGCUCUCGCCCCAUCGCUAUUACAACCAUGUCCAACCGCUUUGUCCAGGUCAUGAUCAACCCCGGCACCGCCACCGCCGCCGAGGUGUCCGCGGCCGCCCGCACUCUGUACCGCAACUGGAACCGCAACCUCCCUCUCAUCGCCAAGAUCUACGAGCUGGACAUGCCCCUUCCCUACAUGCGCGCCAAGAUCCGCGAGGAGUUCGACCGUGUCAACUACGUCACUGACGUCCCGGCCCGCGCUCUGCUCGUUUACAAGGGUCAGCUCCACCUUGAGGAGACCAUGAACAUCUGGAACCAGAAGACCAACAUCAUGCGCUUCUUCGAGCGCCCCUCGGAGGUGGUCAUCGACCCUGCCCGCGGUGGUUUCCUGACCCAGUUCUUCGAUGGCCAGCGCACCGGCGAGGCUCCCAAGAUCUCCUCCUCUCAGUAAGUCAUGGCCAGCCGCGCCGCAUCCCCCUCCAGGCUGGGCGGGCGAUGGAGUCGCUGAGGCGCAUCGUACACACGCACAAACACACACGUGUGUGUGUUUGUGUGUGCGCAGCGAUCUCUCCCCUCUCUCCAUCAUAUACGUGCACGCACGCACGCACGCAGACACACACACACACAAACACAAACACGCACAUAUUGCCGCGGCCUCCUCUCAGCGCCCGCUGGCCGUGUCUCUGCUCCUCUUCCUGCCCAGCAUGGUCGCCUUUCAAAUACCUAAUACACGUCCUAACUUCCCAGAAGA
This is a messenger RNA of Fonticula alba, 782 nucleotides long. RefSeq lists its product as hypothetical. Gene Ontology annotation, biological process: response to oxidative stress. The transcript is spliced from 4 exons. The record is from RefSeq and is a predicted model, not a curated record. NCBI's taxonomy places the organism in Eukaryota, Rotosphaerida, Fonticulaceae. The coding region runs from base 78 to 482 and encodes 134 amino acids.